GAAAAAAAAAAAAUGUCAAAUACCACAAAUACGUGAUGUCAAUCAGCCACGUCAUUUUUGCUUGAAUGAUAUACGCGGCGUUACUAGAUAAGUGUUAAAAUAAAAUAGCGUAAAAAUGAAUAUAUUCCGUUUGCUUGGUGAUUUGUCUCACCUUUUAGCUAUAAUAAUAUUGUUAUUGAAGAUUUGGAAGACGCGAUCAUGUGCAGGCAUUUCGGGAAAAUCUCAGAUUCUUUUCUCGAUAGUGUACACGGCACGGUACUUGGAUUUGUUGACGACGUUCAUAUCGGCGUACAACACUGUCAUGAAGUUGGUAUUCAUCGUAGCAUCGUAUGCUACUGUUUACCUGAUGUACGUGCGAUUCAAAGCGACGUACGACCACAACCACGACACGUUCAGGAUCGAGUUCCUGUUGGUGCCCUGCUUGGUGCUGGCCUUUCUGAUCAACCAUGAGUUUACUGUCAUGGAGAUUUUGUGGACAUUCUCAAUUUAUUUGGAGUCGGUUGCCAUCUUGCCGCAGCUGUUCUUGGUGUCUAAAACUGGAGAAGCAGAGAGCAUUACGUCUCAUUACUUGUUUGCGCUUGGAUCUUACAGAGCUCUGUAUCUCUUGAACUGGGUAUACCGCUAUGUGGUGGAGUCUCAUUACGAGCUGAUCGCUAUUGUGGCGGGCGUCGUGCAGACGGUGUUAUACUGUGAUUUCUUCUACCUCUACAUUACUAAAGUUCUUAAAGGGAAGAAAUUGCAGCUCCCAGCCUAAGUUGCUGGCAGGUUGGAUCGCGAGCACGCCAUCUGACGAACAUAUGUGAAGAUAUUUUGGUGUAAGCCAAUAAUUACCUAAGAUCUAGUUAUACAAACUGUACCACUGUAGUGAACAUGCAGUCAUGUGUACAGAUCGAUAACUACACGCACGCAGUCGCACGCGCAUCUCAAACGUGAAUACACCAACCAAAACAACCAGUUUUGUAUUCAACAAUAAUCACAUUUGAAAUUCUGAGACACUUCAUCUUGACAAACCAGAACAAAAGUCUGCAAAUACUAAAAACAUUUGUCCCACUGCGUUCCGGAAGCUGUCAUUGGCUGUCGUGUAAUUGAAUGUUAUGUACAUUUUUAGAAAUAAUUUAAAUCUCAAGAGGCUAUCCGAGGCAGCUAAGCGCCAUAGUAUGACUUAACGUGUUUGCAUUUUUCAUUGAUAACGGGUUCUGUAAUGUAGAUCAUUCGUUGAACGUUACUUUGUCGUGAGAUGUAUUGUGACAAGGUAAAGUUCAACCUGUAGUACAUGCAUUUUAGGUCAUUUUCAAAAUGUAACACUCUAAAUUACUCUUUCACUGAACACCUGUCAAAUUUAAUAAACAAAAUCAAACUAAUUUCGUUUAUUCUACUUUAAAAUUAAAAAUAGGACCCAUUAAAUGAAUGUCAUUCCUGUGAAGUUUAUCGCUCUACAUAAAAAGGUAUACUUCCACAAGAACUUCCUCAUGACCUAUUUAAUUAGUUGGUAAUAUUAUAACGUUUUUUUAACCCUGGUUAUAUUGUUAAUUAAUUAUAAUAAUGUUGCCCCAAGCCCCUUCUUCGAUACUAAAAUAGGAGGUGUCAUUAACGAUGAUACCCAAUUUUUAAAAUAAAAUUUCGAGUCUCUGAGAUCUCUCUGUUAUAGGCGAUUAUUUUAUUAUCGGAAUAUAGUACCUAAUAUUAAACAUAUUUUAAUAGGAACAUGAUGUUUGAGCGUCACAUGGUUUUGGAAUAGCUAUUUUGUCUCCCAUUGAUAGUGUAGAAUGUAGAUGAUUGACUUAGUUUUUUCUUUCUUGUUUUUGGUGGGAAUAUUGUAUGACAGCACUAAUAUUUAUAGACAACUGAUUCCACCAGUUUUCGAUCCUAUAACUUUAUUCCACCGGCGAGUUGGUGUUAUUUAACUAAUGUAUUGUCCAGACUGUCAAAAUGGAUUAACAAAAAUAUACUUUAUAUCAUGCCCAUUAAAGUCGCACUCAAAGGACUGCCUACAGCCGCUCAUCAGUUGCCAGGCAAUUGCUGGGUGUAGUUUUCAAUUUGACAAUAGUUUACAAAACUGGUUGCGCGUUAUAUCGUGUAUGCGACUAGUGCGUGUAGUUAUUUGACAAUAUGUUCAGUGCAAUUUAAUUUAAUGAACCACCUGUUGACAUUUGAAACACCCUGUAUUCUUUUUUAAGCGUCUUUAUUAACUUAUAAUAGGCGAAACGGUAUAACAGUUAUAUAUUUACGUAAUUUGUACAUGAAAAUGCACUUGGAUACAUGUUAUCAAUAGUUAUAUUAAUUGUGGAGUGAAACCAAAAUUAGUAUUAUAUAUUUUAUACUGAACUACUGUGGAUGGCGCAGCGGGCUGUGGCCACGUUGUGAGCUGUGAGCGUGCUUCUCAACUGUACGGUAUAUUUGAUUUAACAUUCUUUACCCACACAUUGACAUAAAUAUCACUAAUAUAUUCCUUUAGGUUCGUAUUGUAUUUGUUUAAACAUAGCCAUUGUAUUAAUUUUAUGCCAUUCAAUGAAUUGUGUUUAUCUUGUAUCUAUUUUCGUGUGUUCCCCGUGUAUCGGCUGUUCUAAAUUGUUAAUUAAAAUGAUUAAUUGUGCGUAAAUUCUGAGGAUGUUUAUAGCAAUCGUGAGUGAACUAAUGUGGGUACGGAGCUGAUGGCCGGAGUGGCAGCACUUACCGGAACAUUAUUGGUACAAGAUCAAACGUUCGUUUUCACACGUUAGUGUUAAGAAUGUAAUGUCUUGAGUCUUGAUUAUAAGAAUUUCUUAAUAAAUUACUUGAAUUAA
Messenger RNA from Manduca sexta (tobacco hornworm), 2783 nucleotides. It is a transcript of the gene KdelR, whose product is annotated as ER lumen protein-retaining receptor. The record is from RefSeq and is a predicted model, not a curated record. The transcript has 5 exons. Gene Ontology annotation, molecular function: ER lumen protein retrieval receptor activity. Gene Ontology annotation, biological process: protein retention in ER lumen; endoplasmic reticulum to Golgi vesicle-mediated transport. NCBI's taxonomy places the organism in Eukaryota, Metazoa, Arthropoda, Insecta, Lepidoptera, Sphingidae. Gene Ontology annotation, cellular component: cis-Golgi network; endoplasmic reticulum; membrane. The coding region runs from base 116 to 754 and encodes 212 amino acids.